Lactuca saligna is the source of this 1159-nucleotide messenger RNA. Lineage: Eukaryota; Viridiplantae; Streptophyta; Magnoliopsida; Asterales; Asteraceae. The record is from the annotation of a GenBank genome assembly.
AUACACAUACACACACAGGUGGUAUAUAACUAUACCAAAAAAGACCUAAAAUUCAAAAUUGUGCCACAUUUGAUUUCGCUUCUGCUUUUCUUGUUCUUCUAGGAAGUUUUAGUUGUUGAAUCGAUCUCAUUUGGGUGUAAUUGAUUAGUGAACUUGGUUGUUGUUCGUAAUUUUUGAAAAAUCGAAGCUCAUAGAUUUUGUAGAGAAUAGCAAUCAUGUUUUUGGUGGAUUGGUUCUAUGGAGUUCUGGCGUCGCUAGGUCUAUGGCAGAAGGAGGCUAAGAUCUUGUUUCUAGGGCUCGAUAAUGCCGGCAAAACCACUUUGCUUCAUAUGUUGAAAGAUGAGAGACUUGUUCAGCAUCAACCAACACAAUAUCCGACAUCUGAAGAGCUGAGUAUUGGUACAAUUAAGUUCAAAGCCUUUGAUUUGGGAGGGCAUCAGAUCGCUCGAAGAGUUUGGAAGGAUUAUUAUGCCAAGGUGGAUGCGGUUGUUUACUUGGUGGAUGCAUAUGAUAGAGAACGAUUUGCGGAAUCAAAGAAAGAACUGGAUGCACUUUUAUCAGACGAAUCAUUGGCAAAUGUACCUUUCUUGAUUUUGGGCAACAAGAUCGACCUGAAUUAUGCUGCAUCUGAAGAAGAAUUGCGUUUCCAUUUGGGUUUGACCGGGUUGACCACCGGGAAAGGUAAGGUGAAUCUUGAAAAUUCGGGUGUUAGGCCAAUGGAGGUGUUUAUGUGUAGCAUUGCGAGGAAGAUGGGGUAUGGAGAUGGGUUUAAGUGGGUGUCUCAGUAUAUCAAGUAGGAAAAAAGAUCGAAAAAUAUGAGUUGUUAACUAGACAAGUUUAUAAUAUAUCUUUUUUUUUUUUUUAAAUAUCGUUUUGGAAAUUUUUUUUUUUGUGGUUUUGGAAUUUUGUUGGAGUUAUUUUGUUUUGAAAAUGGCAUGUUUUAUGUUCUUUUUAUUUUUUUUGGCAAAUGAUGUUUUUAGAAAAAAAAAACACAAUCUUGUCAUAUUAUAUCAAGUUUUGGUUUUAGGUCAUCCCAAACAUAUUAUAAAGUUGUAUUAAGUUUAAGAAUAAAUUGGCUAGAUGAGUAAUGAUGAUUAUAUGUUUCAUUUUCAUUUUCGUUUUGUUUGUUGUUUUUUCUUAAGUGAAUAAAAUAAUGAAU